AUGAGAGAAAGAGAGAGAAAAAGGCAGAGAGACAAAGGGAAAAAUAUAAGGAUAUUUUACGUGUCACAUGACUCAAAGGACAUGAAGAUAUUCAGUUACAUCGCCAAAGAAGAGGACUGUAAUGUUUUUAAAUGCAGCGUCUUUAAGGCUUUGAAAAAGAAUCAAGCCGGCAUUAUCGUAAAAACAAUCGGCCAGGCUUUUGAAGUCUCUCACAUAGCCCACCAAGCCAAAAAACAAGAGCGACUGAAGGAAUUAAUGAAUAAAGAAAAUAAUAAUAACACGAAUAAUAAUAAUAAUUAUUAUAACAAUAAUUCUAAUAAUAACGAUAAUGAUAAUGAUGACGAAUACGACGAUGAUGCAGACGAUGACGUGAUGAAUGACGUUUGCGAUAGUAAUAAUAAGAAUAAUAAUAAUAAUAAUGAUAAGAAUAAUAAUAAUAAUAAUAAUAAUGGAAUCUGUAGUCAUAGUAACAAUAACAAUGGUGGUAGUAGUAGUAAUAAUAAUAAUAAUAAUAAUACAAAUAUCAAUAAUAUUAAUAAUAAUAGCUGCUGUAGUAGUAGUAGUAAUGGUAAUAAUAAUAAUAAUAAUAAUAAUAAUAAUAAUAAUAAUGGUGAUGAUAAUGAUAAAUCCAAGUUGCAUUUGGAUGUUGACGCUGGUUCACCAUCCGCUGAGAAGAAAGAGUGCGACCCUAGCAAAUACGAUCAUUCUAUCACAUGUCCAAACCAAGAUUUCAAGACGGAACAAGGUGUCGAACCUGCGGUAGCGGUUGGUGCAGUAAAUGAAGCGUCCACCAGUGCGUUGCAUCUGAAAGCGGCCAUGAAUCAAAAAUUAAAAAUUAAAUGCCAGGAGCUGACGUUUUUGAGGUCUCAAAAUAAAUUGCUUCAGAGGCAGCUGGAAGUCGAAAUUCAAGCGAGGGAGCAAGCUGAAGUUGUUUUUUUUUAA
This is a messenger RNA of Helobdella robusta, 942 nucleotides long. RefSeq lists its product as hypothetical. The transcript is spliced from 5 exons. The record is from RefSeq and is a predicted model, not a curated record. The coding region runs from base 1 to 942 and encodes 313 amino acids. Lineage: Eukaryota; Metazoa; Annelida; Clitellata; Rhynchobdellida; Glossiphoniidae. Gene Ontology annotation, molecular function: nitric-oxide synthase binding.